Molecule: messenger RNA, 399 nt
Organism: Cordyceps fumosorosea ARSEF 2679
Lineage: Eukaryota; Fungi; Ascomycota; Sordariomycetes; Hypocreales; Cordycipitaceae
Product: clock-controlled protein 6
Exons: 2
Coding region: 1-399 (132 amino acids)
Biological process (GO): fungal-type cell wall organization
Cellular component (GO): fungal-type cell wall
Molecular function (GO): structural constituent of cell wall
Source: RefSeq, a predicted model, not a curated record
AUGAAGUUCUCCGUCGCUGCCGUUCUCGCCGUCGCCGCUGGUGCCUCUGCCUACUCCAACGUUACCGUCACCACCGAGGUCGUUGAUGUCUACACCACCUACUGCCCCGAGGCUACCCAGAUCACCCACGGCACCAAGACCUACACCGUCACCGCUCCCACCACUCUGACCAUCUCUGAGUGCCCCUGCACCAUCACCCGCCCGGUCACGGUCACCUCUUCUGUUAUCUGCCACAACUGCCCCAAGCCCACUGGCGCUCCCCCCGCCCCCGCCCCCAGCUCCAACAACACGGUCCCCGUCAACCCUACCCCCAGCGCCGUCGUCCCUCCCACCGCUGGUGCUGCCAAGGCCGUCCCUGCCCUCGCUGGUCUCGUCGGCCUCGUCGCUGCCCUUCUGUAA